This is a messenger RNA of Paramecium sonneborni, 1077 nucleotides long. NCBI's taxonomy places the organism in Eukaryota, Ciliophora, Oligohymenophorea, Peniculida, Parameciidae. The record is from the annotation of a GenBank genome assembly.
AUGGUACUUAGUGUUUAUUCAAUAGUGCCAGUGACUAAAUUAAAUCUAGAAUAUAAUUUUAGUAAAGGAUACCUAAGAGUAUUCAAAAAUGCCGAAUCGGCAUAAUUCUUAGAAUUAAUUGAAUAGUUAGCAGUUUGGAAGUAAAUUUUAAUGUUGACUCAGAUUUAUGAAUAUUUGGAGAAAAAUCCAUUUCAUAAUAAAUAGAGUCUAUAGAUUUAUUAUUUUCGUCACACUGUUUAUUAAUUAAGAUGUUUAAUUUCUAAAUUGAAAGCAGGUCUAAGUCCUCUUAUAGCAAUGUCUAUAUUUUAUAAAAAAAUAUCAAUUUGUUUGGAGGGUUUUGCAUUAGCUUAUAAAAAACUUAAUAAAAAAAAGUUAAUUGAAAUGGCUGGAUUUAGAUUUGUAAAAAUGAAUUAUAAAAAAAAUUAUUAUCCAAAAGAAAUAGGUAAAGGAUCCAAAGAAUUAGUUUAUAUAGUUGAUGAAUUUCAAUAAUAUGGUUUUAUUAAUUAUUCUGGAGUAGUAGAAUAUGGAGAAUUAGAUGUUAAAGUAAUUUUAAAAACAUGUUCUGUUUGUUCGAUAGCAAAAAUAGAUUUAGCCAACAAUAUUUUUUGUAGACAUAGAUAUUGUGAACAUUGUUUGUAAAUUUAUUUUAGAAAUAAAUACUCUAUAGUAUGUCCUACAUUAGGAUGCAAUGCAAAAUUAAUAAGAAAAUUAAUAACUUUAAGAGAUUAAACUUAAAAGACUCGGCCAUCAUCAGCAGAAAGAGUAAGAAAAUAGCAUAAAAUAUAAGAAGCAGAACCAAAUGCUGCAACUUUAUUGAUGGAUCCUAAUUGGCCUCCUAAAUUUUAAGGCUCUUCAUAACCUAAUUACUUGGAAUCUUAAUUUAUUUAAUUAAGAAAAAUAAUUGAAUACUAAUGUGGAGAAAAACAUAUUACAAAAGAUGAUAUGAAAAAAAAUAAUAAUUUAUGUUCUCAAUGCCUAAUGACAUUAUAGAAUACUCAAAUAAUAGGACAUUGUAAUAAACAUUAUGUUUGUAUUUAAUGUACUAUGAAUGCAUAGUAGGAGUGUUUGCUUUGUUGA